GCUAACAAAAAAAGUUACACAGGGUCCGUGUGGGUGACAAACCGUGAAACCACGAGCUGGCUUGCCGACCCCGCGAGGUUUUAGUAAAGCUUCAUCAGUGAGUCUCUCGUCUCGAACUGACGGCCGGAGAGCCAGAGAGAAAAGCUGUUGCUCGCUGCUCCGCUACGAAACCGGAGAAGCUAAGAUUUCCGUUUGACCCGGGCCCGAGCUGACGAAAAGCUCUGUCGGGUUACAAGCAGGCUGGGAUUACGUCCUCGCUCUGCUAAGUGAGUGGUUGAACGGUACACUCAUGCUUUCCUGGCUUCCAAAUGCACUGUCUAGGCUAUAUCAGUGAUUGGUGGCGGUAGUAACACUAACAACUGACUAACGAGCUGCGUAUUAGACAACGAUUCUAAUUGGUUCUUUACAUCGACCAAUCAGCGGCCGGCUGUGUUGCUCAUCAUCUGCUUUUCUUUUUUGUUUAACUCUUUUUUUUUCGGGGAUGUUCAGUCAUAACUGUGUAUUGACUGUAAUUGUUCCGUAAACGCCGGCAGGACAAAACAGUCAACCUGUAUGGCUGAUCGCAGAUGAACUUGGGUUGUCUUUGGGUUCACCAUCGGGUUGUGCUAACCCAACAAAGAUCUUUUCAGUUGAGAGAAGUCGAGACUUCGUCAUAGUUGUCAUCAGUCGGUGUGUUGCCUACACCUUCCACACCACACCUGUACACCUACUCUACCAUUUUUACAUCGAGUUUAAGGUGUAAAAAAAUACUCAACAGUCAUGAUGGAACGACCGGUCAUAGAUAUGCAGACCAUGUCUUUACUGAGGGGGCCCUUGACAGAAAAGGGUGCCCGUAAACCUAAGUGCGCUCGCUGUCGCAAUCACGGUGUCAUCUCAUGGCUGAAAGGACAUAAACGACACUGUCGUUUCAGGGACUGUCGUUGUCCCAAAUGCAACCUGAUUGCCGAGCGACAGCGUGUCAUGGCGGCUCAGGUCGCAUUGAAGCGACAGCAAGCAGCGGAGGACGCCAUUGCGAUGGGUCUGCGUGCCUGCUCGCCUGGUGCUGGGGGUAGCUUCGGUAUGUUGUCAACUAACGGACCGCUGUUUGGUUCCUCAGACUCCGGGGACGAGUUGUCACCACGACCCAUGGAUAUUGCAGAUGAGGACGGUGACCAUCAUGAUAUCACUGAGAAACACAUGAAGAGUGAGUCGGCAAACGACAAAGAAAAUGGCCGAGGUACGCCCCCUAGCGGCCAGACUGAGCGCAACAACAACCACCGUCACUCCUCCAGCAAGAAGGGCAACGAGUCUCUGGACGCAUUCAAUGGCUUCGCAGCAAACUUCGUGUCCAACUUCCGCCCAGGUCGUCUGACACCCAUCGAGAUACUCACCCGGCUCUUCCCUACCCAGCGUAAGGCGGUACUCGAGCUGGUUCUACAAGGCUGCAGCGGGGAUCUGGUUAAGGCAAUUGAGCAUUUUCUAUCAGCCACUGAAGAUGCUGUUCAGCAUUCCCCUGGUACGGCAUCAGCCCUUCCACCCCCGUCUAUCUCACGUGGGGUGGUCGGUCAGCGAUCCGCCUUGGGUCACGAAGCAAGCAUCGGCCCGUCAGGAGUCCACGGACUACAGACCGCUUUCCGGUCUUCUUUGGGGAGUGAGAAGCACCCAGUAGGCAGUAUGAAGUCUGCAUUUACACCACUACCACCGUCCAGUGCUACUGGGUCAUCUGUACCGUUAUUUUUCGCUCCGAGACCACCCCAUCCUUUCCAUGCUGAAGCGCUCAUAGGACGUACACCUCUCUUUGCACCAUCGUCAGUUAGCGAUCUUACCUCCAGCAUGUCCAGCCAAGCCAUAGCAUCCCCUCGCUUCGCUUUCCCCGCCCUUCAUCCCUUCCACCUGUCGGGGAAGUUCCCCACCGGUGGGGAGGGGUACCCACGUCUGAUUUUCGCCCCUUACGCAACAUGUCCACCAGACUGUAUCCAGUGCCCCGGCACCAGGACCAGCAUGCAUAGCGAGCCAGAGAAAUCCCCGUCUGGUACCACAGAUGGCUCGAUAGCUAACAGUGCUGUGGAUUCGGAAUGAGAGACUAUGAAGAGACUAUUUAAAGGGACACUAUGUAAAUGUAAUUAUUUGUUCAUGUUGAUGUUUACCAGUAAACAAAUAUUUUUCGGUUGUAAGAAAUCCCUUUUAAAGCAUUAGAGUAAUACUUUGGCCUAGUUCACCAGUAAAGUUGUCAAUAUGUUGUUAACUGGUAUUUUGUUUCUAAUAAAUGGCGUAAGUUGUUUAAGUAUACUUUCCAAAAAGGAUCCCAAAGUUUACUCUCUAAGAGACCAAGGGAUCUAUCUGCAGAAAAUUUGAAAUCGAUUAUAACUUACCGCUUCCAAUUUCAAGCUGUUUCCCAUGAGACGAUCCAAUCGAUUCUCUGACAAUUUCGAGUCUUUGCGAAGCACUUAUUAACUCCAAUAUUUGACCUAUAAGAGCCCACACAACCCAGUGGUUUAAAUAUCAAAAAGCGACUGUUUGAGGUAGACUUUCCUCAACGUCUUCCAACAGUCGUUCAGCAUCUAGCUUGCAAACGCUUUUUGAGUACCAUAACUUGAAAAACCUUGUCAUAACAUUUAAAAAAAAAACUUGUUUUAUCCUUUUACUUUCGCGUCAUCAUUGGCGUGAAAGAGUUGUUUUAAGUUCCCUGCGCAUUUGUCAAAAGUUGAAGACCUAUUUUAUAAAAACGAAGGGGAUUAGCGUUGUUUUUCAAUUCAAGUCAAGUGUUUGCUCGUCCUCACUGUCUUUUUCUUUCCCCUCCUGUUUCCCGCUCACUCUAAAAGCCUUCGCUUUCCCGCGUGGCCCUUCAUAUAAAAAGCGCGAGCACCAAGUCCCCCACGAGACCGUUUAGAGUUGUUUUACCCAAUUUGCGGCGGAAUCGAAGUGAUAAACGGUUGAAGAGUGGUUCCGGCCCGAUGCUGUUGGUCUGGCAAACGUAUUCGGAGGGAAAAAGGGGGAAAGAAAGAAAAACGGGGGAAAAUCGACCCCUCUCUGGUGUGUUGUUUCGGAGUAUGUGAGUUUAUAUAUGCGGGCUUCAAGUGCUUGUCCGACGCGAGGGGGGGGGGGUCGCGUUAGGGGGAUUGAGCGACAUGUUUUAAUGGCUCGGAUUCUACUUGCUU
This is a messenger RNA of Patiria miniata (bat star), 3137 nucleotides long. Its product is annotated as doublesex and mab-3 related transcription factor 3, truncated-like. Gene Ontology annotation, cellular component: nucleus. Gene Ontology annotation, molecular function: RNA polymerase II cis-regulatory region sequence-specific DNA binding; DNA-binding transcription factor activity, RNA polymerase II-specific; protein binding. NCBI's taxonomy places the organism in Eukaryota, Metazoa, Echinodermata, Asteroidea, Valvatida, Asterinidae. The coding region runs from base 760 to 2058 and encodes 432 amino acids. The record is from RefSeq and is a predicted model, not a curated record. Gene Ontology annotation, biological process: sex differentiation; regulation of transcription by RNA polymerase II. The transcript has 2 exons.